AUGGGCCUCCGUAAAUGGAUCAUGCGUCCAAUGAGAGGCCACCAAGUUGGGGUGCCGGACAUAACAACAGGCGGGAGCGGUAUACCGGAGAUAAGGCGUCGACGGUGGACUCUUGCGACGAUUGAUUCAGCGCCCUUCCAGGUCUGGGUAGUAGUAGUAGCUGGGAUCGGCUUCCUAACAGAUUCGUUCGGCCUUUUUGCUUUGAAUGUCGUUACCCCCAUGCUCGGUUAUGUCUACUGGCCUAAUCGCAACGAAGGCGGUAUACCCUCGGUGCCGUCCUCUGUCAAGACAGCCAUGAUGUGUUCCACACUAGCGGGUACAAUGGUCGGCCAGAUAGGAUUCGGCUUCGCGGCAGACAUAUUGGGCCGACGAAAAAUGUAUGGUCUUGAGCUGGUAAUCGUCAUCGUUGGCACAAUGCUGCUGCUCAUGAGUUCGAACGGGGAGAAGAACAGCAUGGCAAUUGGAGGAUGGCUGAUCACCUGGCGAGCGAUCAUGGGGAUCGGUAUCGGGGCGGACUACCCUUUGAGUGCUGUCAUUACUGCCGAGUUCGCACCUCGCAAACAUCGUGCGCGAAUGUUGAGCUGGGUUUUCUUCGCCCAACCUGUUGGACAGCUGCUCGCCAAUGUUCUAUCACUUGCUGCAGUGGAGUCGUACAAGCCAUGGAUCAAGGAGGCCACGCAGUCUUGUCAGCCUGCCGACUUGGAGUGCUUCCGAGCUAUCGAUCGACUUUGGAGGCUCGUAGUUGGGAUCGGCAUUGUGCCGGCUCUCAUCGCUCUGCUGUUUCGAUUCACGAUACCAGAGAGUCCGAGGUAUACGCUGGACAUCUUGCAAAACACAAAAAGCACCCUCGAAGAUACGGCGAACUACUUUGGUGCGCCCGGAACAGACCCCGAACAUGGCGAGAGGGAACUGCUAGAUCUGGCUGUAACACAGGAAGUUUCGAGGCCUGUAUCGAGGCAAUCGACCAACGCUUCGGUGAUUGCACCCGACGAGGAGAUUGAGAGCGACAGUGACUCCGGACACCGACUCAGUGACGUACAUCUUCGUCCCGCCGCAGCGCCUCGCGGCCGGCUUCCUCCAGGCGACCCGGAUUUUGUUCCUCCACUUGCCUCGUGGGCCGACGCAAAACAAUUCUUUAUAGCGGAGAAAAACUGGCAGUACCUUCUAGGAACGUCGUUGGCCUGGCUGUUUCUCGAUUUCGCGUUCUAUGGGUUGGGCCUCUCUUCACCAGAAAUUGUCAGCCACAUCUGGCAGGGAAACAACAACAGCAGAUCUUCCGUCUACCAGACGUUGAGUGAUAAUAGCAAACACACCCUGGUGAUGGUUUCCAUAGGGACAGUUGUCGGCGGCCUGCUAAUGAUCAAGAUUGUCAAGCAUGCUUCGCCAAAAGUGAUUCAGUUCUGGGGGUUCUUGGUUCUAUUCGUUCUCUUCAUCGUAACCGGAAGUGCUUGGACCAACCUACUCGACAGCAGUCGCUCGGGACUCAUUGUGCUUUACGUGCUCAGCCACAUCGCCUUCAACCUGGGACCGAAUGUGACGACUUUUAUUAUCCCUGCCGAAAUAUUCCCUACGAGGUACCGGUGCACCUGCCACGGCAUAGCUGCGGCUAGUGGCAAACUCGGGUCUUGGGUGGUGCAAGUCUUUCUGGCAUAUGCAUUCCAAUCCGACAAAUCCGAACCCACAAGCGAUUUUGAAUGGGAACGCAAGAAUUUCGGACAUAUCCUGCAAGUAAUGAGCGCUUUCAUGCUCGCAGGUGCCGUAACAACAUAUUUCUUGGUCCCGGAAACAAGAGACCACGAUAACAAGAGUCGGACACUGGAGGUUUUGGCGUGUGGCAAGAAGGUUAUCGAUGAGCUGAACCGCCAGCGGAAGAAGGAAGAUGAAGACGACUGA
Molecule: messenger RNA, 1893 nt
Organism: Alternaria conjuncta
Lineage: Eukaryota; Fungi; Ascomycota; Dothideomycetes; Pleosporales; Pleosporaceae
Exons: 7
Coding region: 1-1893 (630 amino acids)
Biological process (GO): transmembrane transport
Cellular component (GO): membrane
Molecular function (GO): transmembrane transporter activity
Source: RefSeq, a predicted model, not a curated record